AUGUGUGUAUUUUUAUUAACGCAAAGACAUUCCGACAAGGCACAGACGGCUCGACAACAUAGAAACAAUAUAACAAUUUAUAACGUCCGGUCGUGUCGUAUCGUAUCCAACGGCCCUCAAUUGGCUCACGAUUUUUCUAUUGAGAUCUAUAAAGAUGGGGAGUCUAUUUCUGAUGCCGAACUUUGUUACUAUCAUGAGGGUAAAGGAACCAGAGGAAAAACUGUACUGUAUAAUUGUAAACAGAUAAUAAAAGGUCGCUAUGUUAGAAUUAUUAUCAAUGGUCAACCGGGCGUUAAGGAAAUGCUAAUAUUAUGUGAGGUUCGAGUAUUUGGAACACGAAUCGUCAGUAUCAAUUCGUCAUACAGUCGAUUAGAAGAUGCAGAAGUAUCUUCCACGCCGGAUAUGACGUACAAUGUACAAGGAUAUGGUCAAUGUGCUAUGAAAUGUUAUGUGUUACCAAUGUGUCAUAUCUUCAGUGUUAAAUUGGUGUCUGAUUAUUAUCAAUGUAAUAUAUUUACACAGGAAAAUACUGAGCUCGCAGCAAACUCUACAGGACGACCCGACACUGCAGUUUUUUUAAACAACAAAUAG
Lottia gigantea (owl limpet) is the source of this 591-nucleotide messenger RNA. RefSeq lists its product as hypothetical. NCBI's taxonomy places the organism in Eukaryota, Metazoa, Mollusca, Gastropoda, Lottiidae. The transcript is spliced from 3 exons. The coding region runs from base 1 to 591 and encodes 196 amino acids. The record is from RefSeq and is a predicted model, not a curated record.